Messenger RNA from Dermacentor andersoni, 6965 nucleotides. It is a transcript of the gene Mi-2, whose product is annotated as chromodomain-helicase-DNA-binding protein Mi-2 homolog. Gene Ontology annotation, molecular function: DNA binding; ATP hydrolysis activity; ATP binding. Gene Ontology annotation, cellular component: chromatin; nucleus. The record is from RefSeq and is a predicted model, not a curated record. Gene Ontology annotation, biological process: chromatin remodeling. NCBI's taxonomy places the organism in Eukaryota, Metazoa, Arthropoda, Arachnida, Ixodida, Ixodidae.
GGAGCGAGGAGGGAGGGUGUGAGAAAAUAACGUAGACAUCUUUACGCCGAUAGUCUUCUGUGUGGUGCCCCCGGCGGACCUACGCUCUCCGGCCCCCUGUGAAAAAAAGAUUCGGGGACACGUUUUGGCGUUGUCCAAACUGCUAUGCCCGCGCCUUCCGGACGCGACGAAGAACAGUCAGAAGAUCAGGAGAUGGCCACCGAAGAAGCAGAAGACGAUUCUUUAGCCGGGUCGGAGGUGGCGGAGGAGGAGGAGGAAGAAGCGGGCAGCGGCAGGGGAGGCGCAGGCGAUGGGGGAAGCCAAGAAUCAGAUGAGGGGGCAUCGACGCGUGCUCCCCCGACCCCCAGCAUCGGCGGGGGAGGCACAGAGGAUGAGCCCCCUGGGGAGGAAGAAGAGGAGGAAGAAGAGCCCCCUGAGACACCGCCCAAGCCCAAGAAGACCAAGGCGAAGAAGCGCAAGGGCAAAGGUGGUGACGGUGAGCGCAAGAAGGGCAAGAAAAAGAAAAAGAAACGCGCCGCCUCGGAGGACGACGACGACAGCGACAGCCAGCUGCUUGGUGGCCACUCGGACAAUGACAGUGACUAUGUGGUGGACCGCAAGAGUGCCAAGAAGCCCCGGCUGGACAAGGCUGCUGCCGCUGCCGAGUCUGCGGCGUCCUCCGCUGCCGCAGCGGCUGCUGCUGCCGCUGCUGCUGCCCAGGCGGCCGCUGCAGGAGAGCCAGAGCAGCAGAAGAGCUCAACGGAAGUGUGCCAGGAGCUGGGCCUGACAGACGUGCCUAUGGAGUACACAGAUGCGGACUACCAAAACCUGACGAGCUACAAGCUCUUCUCACAGCAUGUGCGGCCUCUGAUAACCAAGGCGAACCCCAAGAUUGCAAUGGCCAAGAUAGUGCUGCUCAUCUCGGCCAAGUGGCACGAGUUCCUGAGGGACAACCCCAACGCGGAUGACGCCCUCGACGAAGAUGACAGGCCAGUGCGUCAGUCUAGGGCGGCUGCAUCCACACCUACUGGUUCCACCAAGGACAAUGAUGGGGAGCGAUCAAGCCGAAGCAAAACAAAAAAGAAGAAGUCGGUGCCUUUGCUGAAAAUUAAAUUGGGUGGCAUCGGCAAGCGUAAAAAGCAGAGCUCUGAAGACGAGAACAGUGUGAGCGAUCAGAGCGAUGCGGAUUUUGAGGCUGCGCUGGAAGAAGCGCAGAAUAUGACUCCUCCCCCGGCUAAGAGUGACAAGGGCUCCUCCAAGAAGGGCAAAGCCAAGAAGGCCAAGAAGAAGAAGAAGACCAAGACGACUGCAAGCUUCCCCAACUCGGAUGCGGAGAAUGAUGGCUACGAGACGGAUCACCAAGACUACUGUGAGGUGUGCCAGCAAGGGGGUGAAAUCAUAUUGUGCGACACGUGUCCACGUGCCUACCACUUGGUCUGCUUGGAGCCCGAACUCGAAGAACCGCCCGAGGGCAAAUGGAGCUGCCCGCAUUGUGAGGGCGAAGGUAUUCAGGAGCAGGAAGAAGACGAGCACAUGGAGUUCUGCCGGGUGUGUAAAGACGGUGGCGAAUUGUUGUGUUGUGACAGUUGUCCUGCGGCCUUCCACACCUUUUGUCUGAACCCCCCUCUGAAAAACGUCCCCACCGGAAAGUGGAACUGUCCGCGCUGCUCGGUGGAGCCGCUCAAGGGAAAGGUUCAGAGAAUCCUGUUCUGGCGCUGGGCCGAGGUGAAAGGAGACGCAAGCGGCGACGCCAAGAAGGAGGAAGGCGGCAAGGCCGAGGACAGCUCGAGCAGCAGCAAUGGCCAGGUGGCCGCAGUGCCGUCAACGUCGACGGCGCCCCCACCGCAGCCGUCUACAAGCAAAAAGCCACAGCCAAAGCCACUGAGAGAGUUCUUUGUCAAGUGGCACGACAUGUCCUACUGGCACUGCUCCUGGAUCUCUGAAAACCAGUUGGAUGUCUAUCACCCGGGGUUGUAUCGCAACUACUGUCGCAAGAAUGACAUGGACGACCCCCCGCUACCAGACGAUGGCUCCAACGGGACCAGUGACAACAAGAGCAGCCGGGGGGAGAAGCAUGCACGAGACAAAAACUACCAGAACCUGGAGGAGAAGUACUACCGGUACGGCAUCCGGCCCGAUUGGCUGCAGGUACACCGUGUCAUCAACCACCGGACGCUGCGCGACGGCUCGAACCUGUACCUAGUCAAGUGGCGCGAGCUACCCUAUGACCAGUCCUCGUGGGAGGCCGAUGAACCCGGAGAGUUCGAGAUCCCCGAUCUCCAGAAGGCCAUUCAGGACUACUGGGACCUGAGGGCCUCGGUCGAGAACGCCGACCAAGCUCCUGCCGCAAGCAAAAAGUCCUCCGGUGGGAAGAGCAAGUCCAAGAGCAAGAAAUCUAGGGAUCUCCGGGACGACGACUCCCGGGGCGGCCGGGGCACCCCAACCAGCCAGGACCGCACCCCUGUUGACCCAAAGCGAAAGUACGAGGUGCAGCCCCCAUUUGUCCUCGAAAACGACAACGAGCUGCACCCGUAUCAGCUGGAAGGGGUGAACUGGCUCCGAUUCUCUUGGGCCAACCACACGGACACAAUCCUCGCCGACGAGAUGGGUCUGGGCAAGACCAUCCAGACAAUAGUUUUCCUCUACUCACUCUUCAAGGAGGGCCACUGCCGUGGUCCCUUCCUCGUGAGCGCCCCGCUGUCGACCAUCAUCAACUGGGAGCGAGAGUUUGAGGUGUGGGCACCGGAUUUCUACGUGGUGACCUAUAUUGGGGACAAAGACAGUCGAGCUGUCAUUCGAGAGCACGAGUUUUCUUUCGACGAGAAGGCGGUUCGCAACCCCAACAAGGCCUGCCGCAUGAAGAAAGAUUCAGCAGUGAAGUUCCACGUUCUUCUGACGUCUUACGAAUUGGUGUGCAUUGAUGCCACCAUUCUCGGCUCAGUGGACUGGCAAGUGCUGGUCGUGGAUGAAGCUCAUCGACUGAAAAAUAACCAGUCUAAGUUCUUCAAAGUGCUGAACAACUACAAGAUCAACUACAAGCUUCUUUUAACUGGUACACCACUCCAAAACAAUUUGGAGGAACUCUUCCAUCUCCUCAACUUCCUGAGUCCGCAAAAUUUCAACGACCUGCAGGGAUUCCUGAAUGAGUUUGCUGACCUGGCCAAAGAGGAGCAGGUGAAGAAGCUUCACGAUCUGCUGGGAUGCCACCUGUUGCGGAGGCUCAAAGCAGAUGUGCUCAAGGGAAUGCCCUCGAAGAGCGAAUUCAUCAUUCGUGUUGACCUUACCCCUCUCCAAAAGAAGUAUUACAAGUACAUCCUGACUCGUAACUACGAGGCGCUCAAUGCCAAGGGAGGCAGCCACUCGGUGUCCUUGCUGAACAUCAUGAUGGACCUGAAGAAAUGCUGCAACCACCCCUACCUAUUCCCUGCUGCCUCCCAGGAGGCACCACGCAUGCCUAAUGGAGCAUACGAGGGCACAGCUCUCACAAAGGCAUGCGGCAAGCUGAUCCUGCUGCACAAGAUGCUGCGCCACCUGAAAGAAACUGGCCACCGUGUCCUCAUCUUCUCACAGAUGACCAAGAUGCUGGACAUUAUGGAAGACUUCCUAGAAGCCGAGGGAUACAAGUAUGAACGUAUCGACGGCGGCAUCACUGGCAGCCAGCGACAGGAGGCCAUUGAUCGUUUCAAUGCUCCUGGUGCGCCCCAGUUCUGCUUCCUGCUGUCGACGAGGGCAGGUGGCCUGGGCAUCAACUUAGCUACCGCAGACACUGUCAUCAUUUAUGAUUCCGAUUGGAACCCACAUAACGACAUACAGGCGUUCAGCCGUGCUCACCGUAUAGGCCAGGCCAACAAAGUAAUGAUCUACCGCUUCGUGACGCGUGCCUCAGUGGAGGAACGCAUCACGCAAGUUGCCAAGAAAAAGAUGAUGUUGACUCACCUGGUAGUGCGACCGGGCAUGGGCAGUCGCUCAAACACCAUGUCCAAACAGGAACUGGAUGACAUUCUGCGUUUUGGCACUGAGGAACUCUUCAAGGACGACGAGGGCAAAGAAGACACUAUCCACUAUGACGACAAGGCGGUGGAGGAGCUGCUGGACCGCACCAAGGAAGGGAUCGAGCAGAAGGAGCUGUGGGCCAACGAGUACCUGGGCUCGUUCAAGGUGGCCGCCUACGUCACCAAGGAGGCCGAGCAGGAGGAGCCCGAGACCGAGGUGCUCAAGCAGGAGGCCGAGUCGGCCGACCCCGCAUACUGGGAGAAGCUGCUCCGUCACCACUACGAGCAGCAGCAGGAGGACAUGGCGCGCUCCCUUGGCAAGGGCAAGCGCGUCCGCAAGCAGGUCAACUACACGGACGCCAUGGGCGCCCAGGACGAUGCCACCUGGCAGGACAACCUGUCUGACUACAACUCGGACUUCUCUGUGCCCUCCGAUGACAAAGAAGACGAUGACGACUUCGAGGAAAAGAAUGACGGCGGCGCGGGAGAGAAGUCGCGCAACCGCAAGAGCCGGGGCGGGAGUGAGAAGGACAGGCCUCUACCCCCGUUGCUGGCUCGUGUCGGAGGGAAUAUUGAGGUCCUUGGGUUCAAUGCUCGACAGAGGAAGGCAUUCUUGAACGCUAUUAUGAGAUAUGGCAUGCCUCCCCAGGAUGCUUUUAACUCUCAAUGGCUGGUAAGAGACCUGCGUGGCAAGUCCGAGAAGAACUUCAAGGCGUACGUGUCGUUGUUCAUGCGGCACUUGUGUGAACCUGGUGUUGACAACGCAGAGACAUUUGCUGACGGCGUCCCUCGGGAAGGGUUGAGCAGGCAGCACGUGCUGACGCGGAUCGGGGUCAUGAGCCUCAUCCGCAAAAAGGUGCAAGAGUUUGAGCACAUCAAUGGUAGCUACAGCAUCUUGCCCGAGGAACUUGGCUUGGAUAAAAAGAACGCUGAGGCAACGGCUGACGGAGCGGCCUCUUCUGAGGACAAGGACAAGAAGCCAUCUGUGGAUGAGAACAAGGACAAGGAUGCAGCACCCAAGGACAAGGAAGGCUCUGAGGCUUCAACACCCACAACGUCAACAGAGGAUGGGGACAAGGCCAAGGAAGCAGCAAGCAAGGAGCCGUCGUCCUCUGCGAGCGACACAAAAAUGGAGUCCGAGGGUUUGGGGUCAUCAGAGUCAAAGUCGCAGGAAGGCAAAGCUGAAAGCGAGACCAAGAAGGAUGAAGAGGCAGCAGCAUCAACAGCGACCAAGGACAAUAAGGAAGUCGUGGUGAAGAAGGAACCAAUGGAAGAGACUGUGCCAGAGGCCAAGGCUGCCGCCGCCACCACAUCCAAAGCAGAAGAAGGGGAGAGUGGGAAGCAGGCUUCCAAGUCGGCCGAGGACGAAAAGAAGCCCGCUGCCGCUGCAGCCGACGAGAAGAAGUCUGCGGACGGCAGCGGCAAUGGCGAGCGCAGCGGUGCCGCAACGCCCGCGCCAAGCACGGCAGCGACACCGAAGCCCAUCGUGCCGCUGAGCAAGCGCAAGUUCAUGUUCAACAUCGCCGAUGGCGGCUUCACGGAGCUGCACACCCUGUGGCAGAACGAGGAACGGGCGGCCGUGCCGGGCCGCGAGUACGAGAUCUGGCACCGGCGGCAUGACUACUGGCUGCUGGCGGGCAUUGUGAAGCACGGCUAUGGCCGCUGGCAGGACAUCCAGAACGACGUGGCCUUCAGCAUCAUCAACGAGCCCUUCAAGAUGGACGUGGGCAAGGGAAACUUUCUCGAGAUUAAGAACAAGUUCCUGGCCAGGAGGUUCAAGCUGCUGGAGCAGGCCCUGGUGAUUGAGGAGCAGCUGCGCCGUGCGGCCUACCUCAACCUCACGCAGGACCCAAACCAUCCGGCCAUGGCGCUCAACACCAGGUUUGCGGAGCUCGAGUGCCUUGCGGAAUCGCACCAGCACUUGUCGAAAGAGUCCCUUGCAGGGAACAAGCCGGCAAAUGCUGUCCUCCAUAAGGUGCUGAACCAGCUGGAGGAGCUGCUGAGCGACAUGAAGUCGGAUGUGAGCCGGCUGCCUGCCACGCUGGCCCGCAUACCGCCAGUAGCCCAGCGGCUGCAGAUGUCCGAGCGGGGCAUCUUGUCGCGGUUGGCGGGCCAGCCAUCGGGGCAGGCAACACCCCUGGCGGCAGCCAUGGGACCCCACGCUGCCGUGAUGCCCUCACAGGCCGCCGUCGCUGCCGCUGCAGCGGCCGCCGCCGGCGCACCCCCUCCACCGCCGGGAUCUGCCGGACCCUCCUCCGCCGCUGCCGCGGCUGCGGCCGCCGCAGCGGCGGCCGCCGCCGCUUUCUCGAGCCAGUCGGCCCUCGCCCAGGCCUCAGGCAUCAGAUACAUGUUGGAGGGAGUGCAGCAGGAGAGGUGUGAUGACUCCAACAGAAUCUCUUCACUGCUGCGAGGAUUUCCUAGUGGGGCAGCUGCAUCGUUGAUGGCAGGCAAUUUCCCACACCCGUUCAGGGGUCAGUACUAGUCGUAUGCACGGCUAAUCGAGAAUAGAAGUGAGCAACAAGUGAGAGAGGACCUUGUACAGUUUGGACAACAAGAAUCAAACAAGUCUCCUUUGAUGACUGACAGAUUCUCAGCUUUCCAGCAUUCGGAACCCAAACAUUCUUCAUUGCCCCCCCCCCACCUCAUGUUUUCCCACUCAGGCACCCCCUUCCCAUUUUGCAAGAUUUUUCUCUUCUCUCGCACAAUGAAAUGGAAAGAAAAAAGGAGAAGCAUCUGUAACAGCGUUACAAUGCUUUGUUUAUCAUUUCGGGAAGGUGGUUUGAACCAGAGUGUGUGUCAUUGUGGCGUAUCCGCUGUCUUAGAGGAAACAAUCUUUACUGCUGCUUUCGGUCCUGUUGGUUGCUUUUCUUCCAUUUUUUUAUAAAAAUAUGCCGUGGUGUGGGGUGUGCGGGGUCGGGGGAGGGAGUUAUCGCGACAUAGGCACAUCUGUAAACUGCAGCUGUGUCAAAGAUCGACGAGGAGUAUUUUUAUAUC